CGCUCUCCCCUCCUCCUCCUCCGCCAUCACGGUCCUUCACUUGCGCGCCCAUCUGGAGAGCCAGGCCGCAAUUCACCUUUUCCCCGUCCAAGCUCCCGCGGGCCUCUCUGCCUUUGCGCCAUGGCCCCAGCAAACGGCUCUUCUAAAUCUCGCAAGGCGCAGCCGUCCCAAGCAAAGCCUGCCCAGCAGCCCAAGCCGGCAUCGACAAAGCCUGUUGUCCCAGCGCUUCCGCUCUCCUACGCCAAGCGCAAAUCUCAACCUGCCGCCGAUGACGCUCCUCCUGCCGACCAGCCCAAGAAGCACGAUGGCCAGAAUGAGUCGGUAAAGAAGUCGGAAAAGCCAGCCAGCAGCAACAGCUCGCGCGAGGCUGCCGCUGCCGCUGCCCCAGCAAAGACUACCCCGGCGCCAACAACCCAGCACCGCAAGGCCGCCACUGAGACUACAUCUCCUGCAGUCAAGCAAGCUUCAAAGGACGAAGACCAUCCCGCUCCUCAAGUCGUUGGGGCUGACGCUGCGGCUAACAACCAAACGCCAAAGAACCACGCCGCCGUCGCUGUCGAGACGAAACCUGUGGAAAAGACGCAAGCAAAAGACAACUCUGCUCGACCAAAGCCACGAUCCUCUAUGUCUCCCGUUCGAUACCAAAUGCCGCCACCCUUUCAUCCGGCGAACCGGCCUCCACACUUCCACAACAAUGGCGAUAUCCCACGCGGCCCUCCCGAGCCAAUGCACAACGGACAUCGACAUGGCCAUCAGCCUCACCUUAGCAAUAGUAGUGUUCACUUUGGUACCUUUCACGGAUCGCAGACGUCGUCUCCGGCCCCGCUGUCCGGUGGCAGCGUAGCACCUCCUCCUGGCAUUGGUAUGCCAGACGGUCAUCAGCCUUACAUGGGACCCGGCCCCAACGGGUUCCCUCCCGUUAUGCCAUUCGGUGGAGAUAUGAUGCCCGUUCCUGGCUUUGAUAACUUUGGUAGGCCCUCAGUCGGCUUCCCACCCAUGGACUCGUACCCUCCAUACCGAGGCGGUUUCGGUCCAUCGGGACCGCAUAGCUUCCACGGCUCACAGUCAUCCAACGCUGAAGAUAUGGCCAUGUACAACCACUUCCCUCGAGGACCUCCACCCGCCGGCCCUGGCAGCAACCCAGAAGACGCUCGCGCAUCCAACGGCAACGGUACAAUGUUUGGCUUCCCCGGCAUGGCUCGCAACGAUGGCGUCAUGCGACAGCCAGGCGAGCAAGACAAUGCCAUGGAGCUCGCCAACUAUAUCAGCAUGCAGUUUGGCAACCCGCAGUUUGCCGACUGCACCCUCGAACUACGAUAUCUCGACGACCGCGCUGUGCCAGUCAGAAUCCCCGGCCACCGCAUAAUCUUUAGCAGAAACCCCCGACUGGCAGCCCUUAUUCACUCGCAGACCCUUCCACCGAGCCCGAAUGGUACAACAACCCAAACACUCCUCCUCGAAACCGACAGCAAAUGGAUCCGGUCCGAUUCGUUCUACAUGGCCGCACAGCACCUCUACGGGCUUCCGAUUCUCCCUCGCUUCAAGGCUUCCGAGGCCGAACAACUGUCUGAUGCAGGAACGAACGGUGACAAGCUAGACUUUGCUCUCGCCUAUGCUGCCGCUGGUCACUUGCUGCAAUCCGAGGCUGUUUUGAGGCGAGGCUGUGAGGUUGCUGCAGAUCUCAUCAAUUGGCAAACCAUUGAGCGUGUGCUCGAGUUCGCGCUAGAGAAAUUCGUUGACCAUGGUCUGCACGACAAUUACCAGUAUGGCAUUGGCUCCAAGCUUCUCCUCGACGCUGUUGCCAUCUUUAUUGUGCACAACUUCCCGCCUACCUUUGAGCUUGACGCCUUUGUAGCAGAGCCCAUCCAGUUUGCCCGCCUGCCUGUUCGACUCCCGGCUGUUCCCCGCCCCGUCAUCGAAGAAGAAAAGCCUGCUAGCGACGAUGCAACAUCUCCUGUCCAGUUUGGUAGAGGCAAACGCUCGCAGAAGAUUACCAACAUUCAGUUUGGCGACUUGGCCGUGUCUGAGCCCAAACCCGGUAGCGAAUCCGAAACCCCACGAGCCUCGAAGCAAGCGCAGCCGGUAUCCCACGCAAUCCUCUCUCGUAUUCUUCUCAACAUCCCGUUUACUCAUCUCAAGAUGAUUAUGGAAUCCUCGGGCUCCGGCAACGUCCGCGGAUGGGCCAACACCGAAGCUCGGUACAAGAUUGUCAAGAGCGCCAUUGAGGAGCGCGAAUCGCUGCGCCACCGCGCUUUGCAGACUGUGCUUGAUGGCAAAGUGCCCAACUCGGGCGUCAUCGUCAGCAAGCUCCGUUCUCCGGAGCCCCAAGCCGGUGAUGAGUGGAGUGUGCUGGGCUGGGUAGAGGAAAUGUUGCCGUACGGAAACAUGGAUGGCCCAUCACUGGGACGCAAGUGGGUUCCUGUUUCCGGGGGCCAAAACGCCGGGUCAGGAUAUCCAGUGGCUGAUUACCCAUGAUGAAGCGCUACAUUGGACUGAUUUUACGAUUUUGAAAGGCCCGAUGCGCUAGGAAUUAUCGAGACAGGCGGCUUCUAGCCCUCCUCGGCUGACGCUCCACGCUGACCAAUGUUUGGCAGGGUUAGAGUAAAGCAAUUGGGGAUUCGGCGAAGCCAGCUAGGUCUCCUAACAUAGGCUGUCUACCAGCGUGGGAAAUACCCCGAUCUGGUUACGCAUCAUACCAUUUACGGUGCUCCUCAUCCAGCGGCUGAUAUUAACCGCACCAGGAGCAGGUCAGUGGCUCCAUAUCCAGGGUCACUGCAGCUUGCAACUGGGGAUGACAAGGAGCAUGCGGAUCGUCCUAGCAGAGACGAAGAAGCGGGUUCUCGAAGAAGAAUCCGCUUGACGGCAGCCUAUACCUGAUAUCACGGGCAAGACGAAAGGGCACAAGACAUUUUGAUUGGUUGCAUUGGGGCACAGCACAAGAUGGCUGAACAAGAGGGACGACAUGAUUUGUAUAUAGCAUAGCAUUACCAUCAUUAUAUUUUCUUCCAAAAAACUGUAUGAAUUGAUACAUGCAAAUGAAAUACGUCAAUCUUACCUUUUUUUUUCU
Molecule: messenger RNA, 3067 nt
Organism: [Torrubiella] hemipterigena
Lineage: Eukaryota; Fungi; Ascomycota; Sordariomycetes; Hypocreales; Clavicipitaceae
Source: the annotation of a GenBank genome assembly